UAAUAGUACGACGAUGGUUAAUCAUUCUCGCGUUAUACUUUUCAUCGAUCGUCCGCAUGCGCUAAUAUAAACUUUAUUGGUGGAAUGAUAUUAUAAAUAAUGCCGUUUUUGGCGCAGUAUUAUUGAAAAAAUCGUUAAAUUAAAAGUUUACACAGCAUUGUUACGCUUAUAGAAGUAUAUUUUUAUCGUUAAUAUUAUUUACGUUAUAAUUUUCACAAUUUAAUUAAUACAUGUUUUGAAUAUUUCAAUAUACCGAUAUUCCAUAUUAUAUAAUACGAACGGGACAAUCGUUGAUUAGGCACAAUAUUAUUAAAACGUACUAGAAGUAUACGAAAAACAAUAAUAAGCAUGGAAUAUUUUUUACCGAAUCACUGUACGUCGACGGCGCGACUCGAAGGGAAAACGGUUAUUGUAACUGGAUGUAACACAGGAAUCGGAAAAGAAACGGCAACGGAAUUCUAUAAGAGAGGCGCUCGGGUGAUAAUGGCGUGUAGAAGUGCGUCUAGGACACAAGACGCAAUAGACAGCAUUAAAAAUCAGACAGAAGGAGAUACAAACGUCGGAGAGUUGGUUUUUAAACAUUUGGAAUUGUCGUUUUUUGCAUCCGUGAGAAAAUGUGCAAAAGAGAUACUGAAAACUGAGAAAAGAAUUGAUAUUCUAGUAAAUAAUGCGGGUAUAAUGAUGUGUCCGAAAACAUUGUCAGAGAACGGAAUCGAACUUCAUUUGGCAACCAACCAUUUAGGUCAUUUUCUGUUUACGCUCUUGUUACUACCCAGAAUACUGAGGUCCGCUCCGGCUAGGAUAAUCAACGUAACUUCAGUGGCUCAUAAAUGGGGCGAUCAAAAAAUGCAUUUCGAUGACAUGAAUCUGGACAAGAACUACACACCCAGUGGGGCGUACGGUCGCUCAAAGUUGGCCAACAUUUUGUUCACCGUGGAACUGGCUAAACGUUUAAAUGGUACCGGAGUGACAGUGUAUGCGGUCAAUCCAGGAGUCGUUCACACUGAACUUAGCCGGUUUGUCGAUCAGACUAUCUUUCCUGGCGCGUCGUGGCUGUACAACAGUUUCACAAAAAUCGCCGUAAAGACACCCCAACAGGGCGCUCAGACCACGUUACACUGCGCUCUGGACGAGAAAUGCGCUAGCGAAAGUGGUUUAUAUUACAGCGAUUGCAAGGUAGCUGAACCGGAACCCGUGGCUAAAGACGAAGAGGUCAGCGCAAAGUUGUGGGACACUAGCUGCGUAAUUGUUAAUUUGGAACCUUCGGUAGAUCCUUUCCAACCGGAAAAAGAUGAUGACGUAUCGAAUUAAAACUGUUUUACUCAUCAUGGGAUGUUUUUCACAACAAUAUUGUAUACAAAUGUUGAGUUAUUUUUAAGGUUUUGUUUUUCAAAUUAAAAAUAUUUAUUAUGAUAUGAA
Rhopalosiphum maidis (corn leaf aphid) is the source of this 1419-nucleotide messenger RNA. RefSeq names its product retinol dehydrogenase 11-like. The transcript has 7 exons. The record is from RefSeq and is a predicted model, not a curated record. Lineage: Eukaryota; Metazoa; Arthropoda; Insecta; Hemiptera; Aphididae. Bases 349 to 1311 code for a protein of 320 amino acids.